Messenger RNA from Strigops habroptila (Kakapo), 3253 nucleotides. RefSeq lists its product as uncharacterized. The coding region runs from base 1146 to 2585 and encodes 479 amino acids. The transcript is spliced from 6 exons. NCBI's taxonomy places the organism in Eukaryota, Metazoa, Chordata, Aves, Psittaciformes, Psittacidae. The record is from RefSeq and is a predicted model, not a curated record.
GUGGCGCGGCGCGGAGUGCGGGCGGCUGCCGUUCCCCUGGGGCCGCGCCAGCUCCGGGCGUGCGGCUGCUGCCUCCGCCGGGGAUUGGCAAAGAAAAAUCCUGCCAAGUAAGGUGCCUUGAUGUCCUACACGUUAGCUGACUGAAUCCCUGCCAGGCUUGGUCAUGCAACAGCGCUCCUGUUUCCUGAUAAAGUGAGUCAACUGACUGCUUACUGAAGGAACAAGCGCAUAGAAAUAUUAAUUCUCUGCACCUUGAGCUAAGUUGCCCCCUUGCUGAGUGAGGUAAACUCGCUGAUAGUGAGCAGUUCGUGCCCUUUAGACCUCAGAGGGUUUGUGGUUGAUCAGUACCUUUGUAAGCUAGUCUGUAAGGUGCAUGUUGAUGCAGUGUGUAUCUCAAAAGUGCAUGAAUUUCUGUAUUAAUCUUACUUAUCUGCUGUGAUUAUCCACUAGUAUAUAUGUUAAUGCAGUCCAUUGCAUGAUAAUGGCUAGUUUAGAAGGAAUCUAUAAAUUUUUAUUAGCUUUCACAUCUGUAGUAGAUUAAUGCACUUGUUGUGCAUGUUUACUGCUUGGUUCUAGUUUAUAUGUGUAUAAACAUAAUGUACGUAUACAUGCAUGUAUUGUUUUAGUACUUUUCUGGGAGAAAUGCCUCUGGGAUUACAUGCCUCUUAACACGGUGCAGACAUCUUUAUUUUUUGUUUUAAUAGCAAAUUCCCUGCUGGAUUUAUAAACCCACCUGCCAGAAAACAGACUUUGUAUCUGGUUAUUUGCUAUUGAAAUUCUAAUUGGCACAUCCGUGCAACCUGCAGACUCUGCCUUCUAAGGGAAGUCUCCUGGCAUACACUUUUCCAAGGCAAUGGGAGUAAUUUGCAAGCGAAAUGUCAAGAUUUAGUGGUAAAAAACAUUCAUUCUGAAGACCUGAUAACAUAUUUGAAAUGUCUGGCUGCAUACCCUGGAUUACAGGGUUAGCUCUGGUCCUACUGUAUCCAGCCUUUUAUUGACUUUUGCUUCCCCUAAAGGUGCAGUAAGUCCUGACAGUGAGAAAACAGCUACAAGGGUUUGCCUGGAAUAUUGCAGUGGAUCUGAAAGUGAGAUAAGAAAGAAUUGCUCCUGGGAAAAGAAGCUUCCCUGCAAGGCCAACCGUGAAGAUGUGGACUACCGUUGUAUUCUUCCUGCUGAUUUCUUUCUGUAUAUGUGAACACAGGUUUUCUGUCCUGAAAGGGAGAGGAGUCCAUGUAGUGCGAAUAAACAUGCUUACAACUGAAAAGGAGUGCAGGCAGGCUUGUCAAAGCCUGGGUGCUUCAGGUAACCAUCACUGUAGUUGGUCUGUGCCCUACCAGAAUUAUUGCAUCCUCUUGCAGUGUCACCAGCUGAGUGUGUGCCAGAAUGCGGGAGAACAAGACAUCAAAGAUCUGCUUGGAGAAAUUGCCGCUGGGAAAAGGGAAACAAUCCUGUUUCACCACCAAAGCUACCCGCAGAAAAAGAGGAGGAUCGUGAAUGCGCACGUUGACCGAAACAACGUGGAAAACCUGUCCUCCUUACCUGCUCAGACUCGCAAGAUUCACUCAAGGCAUUUGCUUGAGGCUGAGAGUGGAAAUAUAACAACAAAUGCAAGAAAAACAUUUGCAAGCAAUGCUACCACCACCAUAGCAACCACCACCACUGCCACAGACAUAACAACAAAUGUUAUAAAUGCAAGUGUCCUCACUUCAGCCUAUGAAACAACUGCUAAAGCCUCAACCACCCAUGGAGUUCCUAGUCAUCUUGCUAUAGCCAUGUCAUCUGCUGUAUCUUCUCCCACAUCUGGUAACAUCUUUGCUUCCACUUCCAGCCAUGUCACCAAGCGUGUGACCACCACUGAGAAAUCAGGAAAUAGUAGCUCUGUCUCAGUAUUGUCUGCCACUUCUGCUCUCCUCACUGUCACUUCAGGUACUCCAAUGCCUCAGACAGAGCAGUUUAACCCGGCCAUCACCACCACCAGCACUCCCCACUCUAGUAGCCCUGCCGCUAGUGGAGCUGGCCUGAAGACACUGAGCACAACACCGGCCACCCUCAUCCCGCCAGAUGUAGGAACAUCUGCUGCUACUUCCACUCAUGCCAUGGCAGUUACCCCCCUAGAGAGUUCUCACUCUGCAAAUCCACUGCCUAUUACAUUGCCAAAUCUAGAUUCAGAAGCAAGUACAACUACAACAUCCUUGAGUAAAUCAACUUCUCAUAUGGGCUCUACAAGAAGUGCCACAGUUUUAACUACUGCCAAUAUAGCAGAAACUGUGACUGGGCAUGGGAUAAAGUCAACAGCUCACAUUUUUUCAACAGCCACUGUUCCAGCAGAUGCACCCAAAGCAACAGUUUCGGGCCUUGCAGAAACUCAGGACAUGGACAAUGAGUAUCUUCUCAUUGCAGCCGAGCCCCUGACACAGUACUUGGUGGAUAAAAGUUUGCUUCUUGCAGUGCUUUUAGUUGGUACGUUUUUUUUCAUAACUGUUAUAGUUCUUUUCCUUAUGCAGGCCUACGAGAGCUACAAGAAGAAGGAUUACACACAAGUGGAUUACCUGAUCAAUGGAAUGUAUGUGGACUCUGAGAUGUGAAAGGGUAGGGAUAAAACAGUGGGCAGAGAGAUGGAAAGGAGAUUGAAACCCUGCCUGACUUGUUUUUCUUUCCUAUUUGCCUAUAACACAAACUGAAAGUGCUUCCAAAUUUACUUGUAGUGCAAUUGAGGAGAAAUGCCAUGUACUGUAUUAAGAAAAAAGUUAUUUUUUAUUCAACUGUGCCACAGGUUGCUGUAAAAAUAAUUUUAAAAAGAAGUAUUAAUUUUUAAAACUUCCAUAAUGCACAAUAGCUUUGGCUGUUAUUUUUCAUUGCAAACCAUACCUCACAAGGGGGAAGCCAUCAUCCUUGGAACAUGCUGUGGCACUUUCUCAACUUUUUACAGUGCAAGUUACUUGUGUUUUAUUUGUUUCACAUGGGCUGCUCUGAAAACAGAGCAAAGGAUGCUCUCACCUUUUGUGAAGCGCUCUGAAAUCUCAAGAUGAGAAGUGCGGAGUAUUGCUGCAACAGGGAACUUCUAAUCCAAUGUGUGUCAUGUUUCAGUAUGCCUCUUGCUUGUAAAGAGGUCUGUUUACAAGCCAUUGUGAACUCUGUUUACUGCUAACCCAAGAUAUCUUUUAACCAUGGAGCGGAUUAUUGUGCCUCUGCACUUAAAUGAUCUUAUUUUUGUAUUCACUUAAUAAAUGGGGCCCUGGAAGGGCAUAUCUUG